Molecule: messenger RNA, 946 nt
Organism: Rhizophagus irregularis DAOM 181602=DAOM 197198
Lineage: Eukaryota; Fungi; Glomeromycota; Glomeromycetes; Glomerales; Glomeraceae
Source: RefSeq, a predicted model, not a curated record
GUCCAUUGUAGCAUUUAAGCCAAGGGAAAAAUUACUUGGGGAACCUUCUAUUUUUCGAUUAUGGAUGUUCGUAGAUGAAGAAUAUGAUGACCAGGUGGAUAAACAAGGGACUUUUUUCUUUUCUUGAAAUUAUCUUUUUCUGACACUCUCUAAGACGUUUGAGUUGGAAUGAUUUAGGAUAAACAAGUACGAAAUAAUUAUGAAUAUUUUUCCGCGUUAUGGAAAUGUCUCAGAAAAGAAAAUCAUGUCGCUAUUGUUUGGAUGAAAGGAGAUAAUUAUGCUGCAAUUGAACCACCUCCAAGUACAGAUAAUCAAGAGGAUCCAAAGGAGAAUGAUUUAUUCAUGUAUUUCACUAUAUAUAAAUCAGAAAAUGGAAAGAAUUUAUUAUCAGAACCAUCAACAUCAGUAACACCACCACCACCAAAAAGUUAUGUCGCUGGACAUAAUAUAGAUUUACCAACACCAGAACAUAUUGAGAGUCUAUUAAAUAAGAUGUCGCGUUAUCUUACGAAUUUACCAAAUGAUGCUGUAAAAUUAAAGAAUGUGGUUGAACAAAUGCAAAAAAUUAUAGAAAUUUUCAGUUAUAAACCACUCAGAGAACAUGUUGUAGAUAAAUUACAUGAUGUCAGAAUUCAAAGUGUGGAAAUUGAGAAUAGACAAAUAUUGGCCGAAUGCUUAGUAACAUUAGGCGAAGAAACAGUGUCAGAAAAUGAUGAUGAUCAGCUAGAAAUUAUGGAUUAUGAAGAAUUUGAAUCUAGAGAAGAUGAAUAUGACGAUGAUGUAGAUGAUAAUAAACAACCUAGUCCUGCCCCUAUCAACCCAUUAUCUCUUGAUAAUUUAUUAAAUUGAUGAAAAUGAGAAAAGUGAGAUGAUGUUCAAAUAAAUUAUUUAACGAUUACAAUUUGUAAAUAACAAAUAAUUAUAAUAAAAUUUUGUAACCUUGUAC